UUCUUCUUCAAGGCAAAUAUGAGUGACUUGGAGCAAACCUUCCUAGAUGUUGCCAUCAUGGAAGUCCUACCAGAACUUGAAGAAGUAAACAAAAAUAUCCUGGAAGAGCACUUGCAGUCCAUUGGAGUCGAGACGUAUGAUGAUCUACGCUUCGUAACAGAGGCUGAUUUGAUGACAGCAUUAAGACCUAUACAAGCCAGAAAGCUUCUUUCCGUUUGGAAACAGAAAUACCAAACUCCAGAGAACAGCUCACUAUCAUCCGUGGAAGCCUCACCUAUCCAGUCGCUGUCAUCGCAGUCUGUUUCACCCCAAAGUUCAUCAUCAACCUCCUCCAGGAGCCCAACACUUGACACACAGUGGGAAGAAAACUUUGAAAUUCCAUGGAGUAAAUUUCCUGAGGAAGUGAUGCAGUCUUUGGAGAGGGGAAAAAGGCCAGGCUCAAAACUGAGGCGGCAAAUGGUCCGUAUUGUUGUAACUGAGAUGAUGGAAAAAUGCCCUCAUGUAGGUAAAAAGCAUUCAACUGACGUUGCAAAAAAAAUGGUGGCAAAAUAUCCCAAAUCUCUGAAAGAUGUAAUAGAGGGCGAUGUUGUUGGAGCAGGUUACCACUCCCUCAUAAAACAAUUGCAAAACAGAAUUGAAAAUGUGAGGCGCUCUUCGACCCCCAAAAUAAGAAAAAGAAAACAUCAGGAUGACUCAGACCACACAGACGAGAUCCCGUUAGAAGAGAGAGCAGCAAUGCAGGACACUUACGGCUGCAUCAGAUGGAAUGUGAAAUUUCUGCCACUUCAAGAAACUCAACAAAGCCAGCAGCAAAAGAUGGAAAAACUCAAGAUGAUGUUCCAAAAUUCUGACGCCAAUCCAGAGGAGGUAAAAUGUCUAAUGAAGUCCACUUUUUACACACAGCGUCAGCAUAUCAAUCAGGGAAAAAGUAUCAAAUGCCUUAGAGAGGAGUGGCCCUUUUUGUUUGAUGAACUUGGCAUGUCAGUACACUUCAUGGAACUCACUGGGAUUGACCUCAAAGAGACAUUCACACGAAAUUUGGAUUUGAAGGGAAAAAGGCUUCACGACUACUUGACCACAGUUUGUGUCAACAAGAGCAAGAAGUUCCUUCAGAAUUAUGCAAGGCUUCAGAGGAUGCGGGGACCACAGAGUGGCUGCUCAGAUGAUGUGAUAGAGAUGGUCCUGCUACUGCUCAGCUACUUUGAUGAGAAGGAGGAGUUCAUGUUCUUCCAUGUCGAAGAUACGUGUCUGGCAGAGGAGGUCCAACUGGAGCAAGUGCCUCUGACACCCGCUGUUAUUGUCUGUGGUAAGUCUGUUUUCAUAUCUAUUUUUUUAUUAUUAUUAUUAUUUGCACUGUUUAUAGAAUUUGUCUUGUGA
Molecule: messenger RNA, 1377 nt
Organism: Mugil cephalus (flathead mullet)
Lineage: Eukaryota; Metazoa; Chordata; Actinopteri; Mugiliformes; Mugilidae
Exons: 2
Coding region: 19-1377 (452 amino acids)
Source: RefSeq, a predicted model, not a curated record